GCUGAUUGGCUGUUGCUCUGCCGUCAGCUGUUAUGUAGCGGCUAGCUCCUCUGCACCAUAACAGAGACCAUUUUUGCAUAUUAUUCACUAUUUCGCUUCUAAUAUUUAACACCGCUCACAUUUUUCUCAUUGCACACAUAAACGCGGUUCUCUGGCUUACAUUACAGCCCCCAUUUGUACAUUUCUUGCUAUAAUAUACGAGAUAUUUGAUUCUACAUUUUAGCCUAGCAUGGGGCUAAGCUAACUCCAGCAACACUAUGUCACGUUGAGUCCCAAUAACACUGACCUUGUAGGGAUCUACUUUCUGUACGCGGGGUUAAGGGCCUGUUUGGGGGGACAAUGGCGUCUGCUAGGUUGUUUAAUAUGUUAGCCCCGCGGUGGUGCAGGGCAUUAGGGAAGAGGGCGUGCUUUAGGAGGCAUCUGAGCGGCUCGUCUCGGGGGACACAGGGCUCUAUGUCCGCCUGGGUCAUUGAUGAGUACGGGACAAACGCGGUGCUCAGGUACGCGGAGGACGUGCCGGCUCCCGCGGUCUCCUCUCCCACGGAUGUGCUGGUCCAAGUGUGCGCCACGAGCCUCAAUCCUCUGGACCUGUCCAUGAGAGGAGGUUAUGGAGCCACACUGCUGAACCUGAGGAGAGACCCCCUGUCUCUUCUGGGGGGCAGUAGUGAGUUCCCUCUGGUGCUGGGUCGUGAUGUGUCUGGUGUGGUGGUGGACUGUGGAGUUGAAGUCACACACUUUGGGCCUGGAGAUGAGGUGUGGGCGGCCGUCCCUCCGUGGAAGCAGGGCAGUUUGGCAGAGUUUGUCUCUCUCUCUGAAUACGAGGUCUCCCACAAGCCCCAGUCCCUGAGCCACAUUGAGGCAGCGUCUAUCCCGUAUGUGGCCAACACGGCUCUGUCUGCUUUGGUCAACGCUGGAGGUCUUUGUGAAGAGACUGCACACAACAAGAGAGUUCUGAUCACCGGGGCAUCUGGAGGAGUGGGCACUUUCUCUAUACAAUUGUUGAAGGCGUGGGGAGCACAUGUGACGGUCACCUGCUCUCAUAACGCAGAGGGGCUGGUGAGGGGUCUGGGGGCAGACGAGGUGGUGGACUACACGGCAGGAGACGCAGAGCAGAGACUGGAGGCUAUGGACAGGUUUGAUGUGAUCCUGGAUAACGUGGGAGGUGAGACAGAGCAGUGGGCCCUGACUCUGCUCAAGUCCUGGUCUGGAUCUAAGUACGUGACCCUGGUCACACCUCUCCUGUCCAGCACUGACCACAUGGGGAUGCUGUCCGGAGGCAUCCAGGCCGGGUGCAGCCUCAACAACAAGGCCCUGCAGAGCCUGCUGUCCAGUGGAGUGUUCUACCGCUGGGGCUUCUACGCUCCAGAUGGCCCUGCUCUGGAUGACAUCAGGACCCUGGUGGAUUCUGGGAAGAUCUUGCCGGUGGUGGAGGCUCAUUUCCCCUUCUCUCAGGUUCCUCAGGCAUUUCUGAAGCUGGAGCAGGGCCACGCCAGGGGGAAGACCGUGGUGAGAGUGACCGAGGAGGACAGCUCCCAGAAGGAUGCGCUGGACCUGAGCAGCCCCAUAGCCUCUGGAGACAUGGAGCCUCCAGGAAACAGGUCGUACAGCCAGCAGUGACACACACGUACGGACUGGGGAGGAGGAGCCAGCCGGACACUUUUUAUUUGUUGUGUUAUUGGCCUUAAAACAUGCUCUUGAAUAUGUUCUACAGCUUCAGAUAAUGGCUUUAUAAGGAACCAGACAUUUUUUUUACUUGGGUGCUCCUCAUACUCUAAUCUGGUGUAGGGCUCCAUCUUCUGGCAGCAGAGGGAAUUACCAUAGGAAAAAAAUAAUGGUUAAUAACAACCUCCCCCAAAAUGUUAUUGUAAAUACACAGUUGUAAUGAACUUGCUUCGACGGCAGAACUGCUUAAAAUGUGUCGCUGGGUGAUGAUUUACGGACUUUGCAGGGUUUCUACCUUUGACACAACAAUCCAGGGAAAAUUCAAAUGAUGUAUUUUCUUCGGUCCAGAGGCAAAAUACUUUUAUUUACAAAGGAUUCAUGAACUCAGUGUGAAUUGAGCUAAAACAACUCCAAGUAUGUUUUGGAUGAGGGAACAAUAAUAUAAGAUUUUGCAUAUGUCAUACUUUACAGACUUUACUUCACAAACUUUCAAAAGACAUGUAUUUUUACAUAUAUAGAACAGAGAGCUGCAUUUUGGUGUUGCUUCAAUUAAAAAAAAAAGUGUGUCUAAUUGGGUACAAUUGUACCUCGAUUUGUGUUACCAUGUUAAUAUAUUUUUGUGACAGUUUUUCCAGUGUCAGAUUGGUUCAGAUCCUGAGGAUGUGAUGGGUAAAAAUGAACCAAAACCGUUUUAGGUUGACUGCAGAUAAAAUGCAGAUCUAAAAUGUUUUCAAAGUCCUCUAGCACCAUGCACCAUGUAACAGGCUCUCCUGUUACAUGGUGCUAUAUGGCAUUUCUGACACUGUAAAAUAAAAACAAAUAUUAUUAAAAUGAAUCAAAUGAAAUACCAUGUUAGCCUGUCUGAACCUGGCUCUAAGGCCAUAUAACACUUCUCCUAUACACAUCUGUAUAUGAAUUAUAAUCUCUUGAGUUUUGCACUGUAAGUGGUUAUUGUGAACCAAAGUUCAUUAGUUGUUUUUGUGCAGUCAAACAUUUUAAAACUACAUUGUUCAAAACCCUGCCAAAUCAAAGAAGGGCACUGUUCAAACAUUUGUUAUUGGGUUUUACCAAUAAACAUGGAGCUUAUUCAU
Molecule: messenger RNA, 2753 nt
Organism: Periophthalmus magnuspinnatus
Lineage: Eukaryota; Metazoa; Chordata; Actinopteri; Gobiiformes; Gobiidae
Product: reticulon-4-interacting protein 1 homolog, mitochondrial-like
Exons: 9
Coding region: 340-1617 (425 amino acids)
Cellular component (GO): mitochondrion
Molecular function (GO): zinc ion binding; oxidoreductase activity
Source: RefSeq, a predicted model, not a curated record